Messenger RNA from Dioscorea cayenensis subsp. rotundata (Guinea yam), 2862 nucleotides. RefSeq lists its product as uncharacterized. The transcript is spliced from 5 exons. Bases 1562 to 2572 code for a protein of 336 amino acids. NCBI's taxonomy places the organism in Eukaryota, Viridiplantae, Streptophyta, Magnoliopsida, Dioscoreales, Dioscoreaceae. The record is from RefSeq and is a predicted model, not a curated record.
CAAUAUCUCCUAUUCUGAAACCGUACUCAAAGAAACUGGAUUCCAAGAUAAGAGCUUGCCACCGAGUUUGGCGGUACAUCAACAGCUAAAGAUUUCAAAUUGCCUAACUGCAGAAGUCCGUUGGAAGGGAUUCUUUGAUAUUCUUGUUCUGGGUUCACUUAAAAAAUUUGGAAUGCUCGCUCAUUGCCCUAGGAAUUUUUCUAUUAAAGUAUAUGAUAUGGCACAGCAAAUGCCUGUGGAAUUAAAGUUGUUUCGUAGUACCUCGUCCAGACGUUUGGCCUCGGGCCUUCCAAUCAGACCCUCCUGACAGUGAUGACAUUGGGUUGUACUUUGUGCCUUCAAAUCUCAUGAGGUCUCAAGAGGACUUCUUUGGUUUUCUCGAGUGGAUUGACUUGGGUGAUUUUGCCUUGAGGGCUUGUGUUGGUGGUGUUGAAUUACUUGUAUUCAGUUCGAAACAGCUGCCUGUGGAUUCUCAACGAAUAUUGAACGGAUUCUAUUUGUGGGGUGUAUUUCGCCAUGUUAAACCCAAGAAAGGUAUCCAUCAUGAAGAUGUUCCCUCCUGUGUUCAUACUGUUGCAUCUCAACCCGGUUCUAGCAGCCAAUUCAAUGUUCCGCCAAUAGGCAAUUCUAUGGAAGUUGGUACACAGGUUGACAUGGUGACUGGGGUUGAUACAUCCAUAAAAAAUCUUGGUGUACCUGGUUUAACAAGACCAUUUUCAGGUUCCAAUGUCUCCUUUGUUGCCUCUCCAGCUGAUGAUAGUGUUCAAUUGAAGGUCCCACUGGAAGGAGAUUUCAAUGAACUUGACAUGAAGUCUGACAUUGUGAGGACUAGGAUUGGUGUGGUAGAUAGACCCAUUUCAAGAUUUGAUAAGCCUCCUGGAUUCAGAAUACCAGUAUCAACAGAUGUGGCUUCGACGUCCAAGGUCGUAUCUGCUGUAUCUCAGUCUGUUACGAAUAGCCAAACUUAUGUUCCACCAGAAAGUGAUGUCAAGGAACUUGAUACCAAAGUCGACAUAGUGAAGGGGGGAUUGGGAUUGGAAUUGGGAUUGAUUUGGCAGGUACAUCCAUAUCAAGCCCUGAUGCACCUUCUGGUUUCGGUAGACCAAUUUCAGUUGAUUUACCUUCGAAUGUCACCCCUAUUUCAUCUCAGCACAACACUAGCAGUCCAUUGAAUCCUACUGCAGACAGUGAUAUCAAGAAUGUUGACACAAAAAUCAACAUUGUGGGGCGAACUAAGAUCGGUUCAUUUGAUAGAUUUAUUCCAAGUCUUCGCACCCCUCCUGGCUUCACUAGACCAAUUUCAAAGGAUAUCACUUCUGAUGUCCCCGUUGUUGUAUCGAAGCACAACACUGAUACCCAAUUGAAUUUCUCACCAGAAUGCAAUUCGACAGAAGGUGAUAAGGAAAUCGACAAGGCAUUUACACCAAGUCUUCGCACACCUCCUGGUUUCACUAGACCAAUUUCAGUGGGUAUCACCUUGGAUGCACCCAUAGUUGUAUCGAAGACCAACACUGAUAAUCAAUUGAAUUUCUCGCCAGAAUGCAAUUCCACAAAAGUUGGCAUGGAAAUCAACAAGGCGGGUGGAAUUGAUAUUGGUUUGUUGGAUAAACCCAUUCCAAGACUUGAUGCUUCUCCUGGUUUCUCAAUAUCAAUUUCAGAUGAUGAUCAUGAAGAAAGGCCAUUGGUUAAGUUUUCCUUGCAGAAAGUGAGAGAUAUCUCACAGACCAUUCUUCCUUUCAUCUCUAGAAACAGUGGCCUGGCAAAUCAAAAUAACUCAGUUGAGAUCAACCAUGGUUUCCCAAUCCCCUUAAGGGCAGUUAACAAUUCCUUUGUAUCUUUAUCUUCCAGAGUUGACAAUGCAAUUACUUCAGAGAUGUACAAUCUCUUGAAGAACAAUGAGGUUCUUCCUACAGAGAGCAUGUCACCUUUGGAGCCUUAUAGCAGUGGUCCUAUCAAUCUGUCAAUGGAGAAGAACGAAGUUCAUGCCAAAGAUGAUGUCUGUUUUAAGAAUUCUGAUCAUGCUCGUUCUCUUAGUUCAGAACUGCCAUUGUCUUUACCUGAAGAAGAGAAAGUAUCUAGCUCAAUGGAGCAUCAUAUUGAUGAAAAUGCCAUCUCUUCAGCGAAAUUUGAUUCCAUCUCAACAUCAUCAUUCGAAAAGAAGAGCGGAAUUGGUCUCUUUGACAGUUUAAAGGCAAAACCCCAGAGUUCAUCAGAGAAUUCAUUAUAUGAGGGCUUUACCCACGAGGAAACUAAGAAAAGUGAAGAAAUCGAUGAUCAGGUAACAAAUUAUGAAAGUCCAUUACCAAGCUGUGAAGAACAAGUUAUAUUUGGCAGAACACCACUUCCUCUUUUCCCCGCAGCAGCAGAAUUCAGAAGUGGCAGUGUAAGUGUAAAUGAAGUGAAUGACCAGGAUGUUCAAUUAAUCAAUGACAAAACCGAUCCUUCGAUCACUCCUGACCUCAGUUUAUCAAGACCUCAUUAUGUGCAAGACGGAAAUAUUUGGAUUUCUGCUGCGUCACAUGAGAAGCUGAAGAAAGACAAUUGUGGGGACUCUUUGAAGUUGUCUUUCUAGAGAUCAAACUUAGUAGAAAUUGAACAGAGGGUGGUGUAUAGCUGGGAAAGGAAAUUAAAAAAAAAAAAUGAAAAUGAAAUAUGUAGAUGUUGUUAAAAUUUCUGAUUGAAAUAGUUUGUAAAGGUUAUAUAGAUGCACAGAAUUGGUUCUGUGCAUUUGGAGUGUGCUCAAGUUCUCUCUCACGAUUGUAAAACUGCAGCGGUCUUUUACUGUGCAUUCUGUAAAUUUCUGUGCACAAUGUAAAAGAUGCAGUGAAAAGUAUCAUCAGAGAUCAUCAUCAUCUUCAUGGA